Messenger RNA from Daphnia pulicaria, 1353 nucleotides. RefSeq names its product translocating chain-associated membrane protein 1-like (gene TRAM). Gene Ontology annotation, cellular component: endoplasmic reticulum membrane. The record is from RefSeq and is a predicted model, not a curated record. Bases 207 to 1340 code for a protein of 377 amino acids. NCBI's taxonomy places the organism in Eukaryota, Metazoa, Arthropoda, Branchiopoda, Diplostraca, Daphniidae. The transcript is spliced from 4 exons. Gene Ontology annotation, biological process: SRP-dependent cotranslational protein targeting to membrane, translocation; protein insertion into ER membrane.
AACUGUCAAAAAACCGGCCUAAAGCCAGCUGUUGGUGUGUUUGACUGUUUGCUUUCACCCAGGCACUCAGCUUCUUUAUUCAGUUCAACCUUUCUCUUCAUCGCUUCUUUCCCCUUUUCGGUCCGACCAGGAGUUAGUUCUCCUGUCGUAGCUCUCUCUAAUCAUCAAAUUAACCUGCAUUACUUUAAAAGUCAAAUUUAAUUAAAAUGGUUGCGAAGCCGCGCAAAACCUCGUCGAAAAAUCCCCCAAUUCUUAGCCAUGAAUUCGUCAUUCAGAAUCAUGCCGAUAUCGUUUCGUGUGUGGCUAUGGUCUUUGUCGUCGGUUUAAUGUUCCAGACCACCCAGCCACUUGCUUCAAUCUUCAUUGCUAUGCAUCACAAUGCGACACCUGUCGAAGAACUGACAUAUGGACAAGAAAUGACCUACACCACAGGCUUCAAGGAUCUGUGUGCGGUGUUCUUCUACACUCUUAUCGGUGUUGUUGUUCAUGCUGUGAUUCAGGAAUACAUUUUGGAUAAAAUCAAGACCAAGCUUCACUUGUCCAAAGUCAAGCAGAGCAAGUUCAAUGAAUCUGGCCAGCUGUUGCUCUUCUACAUUGUCGCUGUCCUCUGGGGUGGAGAUGUCAUUUUCCGUGAAGGGCUCCUCUUCAACGUCUCAGCACUUUGGAGAGACUACCCCAACAUUGCCAUGACGUUCAUGUUCAAGUUCUUCUUCAUUGUCCAAAUGGCUUACUGGCUCCACUGCUACCCAGAGCUGUACUUCCAAAAGGUCAAGCGUGAAGACAUGCCAGCAAGAAUCACUUAUGCCACCAUCUACCUGGUGUCCAUUGCUGCUGCAUACGUCAUGAACUUUACCCGGCUCGCUCUCUGCCUUCUCGUCCUCCACUACGCUGCCGAGACGGUCUUCCACGUCGCCCGGCUCAUCCACUUUGCCGAUAAACCUUUCGUCGCAGCAAAAGCAUUCUCCGUCUGGAACAUUUUGUUCGUCGUCACUCGCCUUGCUUCCAUCAUCCUGUCCGUUUCGACCUUUUGGUUCGGUCUGGCCGACAACGAAUCGGUGAGCUUUGUCGUCCGAGUCUCUGGGUUGGCCGCAGUCGUCGCUCUCCAAGUCUACAUGCUCCAACGCUUCCUGACCUUCCACUUGAGCCGACGCCGUGAAUCUUCCCGUCUCAAGUCCACUGCCGAAGCCGAGGCUAAGAAGGCCAAGCAGGACAAGAAGGCCAAGAAAGCUCGCGAAGCUGCCAAGAAGAGUUCGGAGGAGAACGAAAUCAGCGAAUUGCCUGAAGUCGACCAAAAUACAAAUAAGAACUUGCGCCAGCGUGGAGCCGCCAAGUCCAAGUAAAAAACCAGAAGAG